AAUGAGCUACUGUGGCAGCUGCUAUGGGGGCCUGGGCUAUGGCUAUGGCUCUGGGUAUGGCUGUGGAUGUGGCAGCUACUGUGGAGGCCUAGGCUAUGGCUAUGGCUCUGGGUAUGGCUGUGGAUGUGGCAGCUACCGUGGAGGCCUAGGCUAUGGCUAUGGCUCUGGGUAUGGCUGUGGAUGUGGCAGCUACCGCGGAUAUGGCUAUGGCUGUGGUGGCUAUGGCUAUGGAGGCCUGGGCUGUGGUGGCUAUGGCUAUGGCUGCUGCCGCCCAUCUUGCUGUGGAAGAUAUUAUUCCUGUGGCUUCUACUGA
Dromiciops gliroides (monito del monte) is the source of this 313-nucleotide messenger RNA. RefSeq names its product keratin-associated protein 19-7-like. Lineage: Eukaryota; Metazoa; Chordata; Mammalia; Microbiotheria; Microbiotheriidae. Bases 2 to 313 code for a protein of 103 amino acids. The record is from RefSeq and is a predicted model, not a curated record. The transcript has a single exon.